GAGGAUUGCCACGUUCGGAGAUGAACGUUUGGCAGGCGCAGUCGAAUCCAUCGAAACUUCCGGGCCCGAUAGACUCUAAUUGGAACAAAUCUCUCAACCGAAUUUGGGAGACCAAAGAGUGCACAGGCGCAAUCAUCAACGGUGCUCCCGAUACGUACGUGAAACAAGGAAGACUCUGUGAAAACCGCUUUCUUUCGUUGCGCGAAGCGCGAGCAUCUGCGAGCAUCGCGUUCUGGCCUUUUUCGAACAGAACGAUGAAAUACAAUGCCGUCUAGGCGGUAUCACACUAGUACUUGUGUCAUCGCACAUCUAGCAUCUCGAGCAUCAGCGGAUAAUUUUGUAUCGCCUAGAAAAACUCCCAAGGUGUACUUCUCCUUGAGAGGGGGAUCGACGUGUACUUCCUCAGUCUCCUGAUAUUCCCUCCACAACAAGUUUCCAUCAGAGUCGUUCCUACGAACCGACGUGGCCCCGGUCCUGAAGUCCUCAGCACUGCGCGCGCUUGCGCCACACUAAGCGCUCAUCCUUCGCCCAAUUCCCGUCGCUCCGAUGUCGUCUUCUGCAAAUAAGUAUAUCGAGUCUUGCGGAGCGGCUUCGUCGCCCUCUCGACGGUAAGUGAAGGAGUGGACCAUUCUUCAAA
Messenger RNA from Stereum hirsutum FP-91666 SS1, 637 nucleotides. RefSeq lists its product as uncharacterized. The transcript is spliced from 4 exons. NCBI's taxonomy places the organism in Eukaryota, Fungi, Basidiomycota, Agaricomycetes, Russulales, Stereaceae. The coding region runs from base 21 to 275 and encodes 84 amino acids. The record is from RefSeq and is a predicted model, not a curated record.